UGUAGAAUAACAGGAACUAAUUUAUUCACCUUCCCACAUCGGCGAAAGUAAAAUGUUCUUACUUUUGUUUCGUGAAAAGCUAACAUAGUGGGGAUUAUGGAGAAAACAGCGUGGGUCUUAUUAUUUGAUGUUAACAGCCAACUUUGGCUUGAGCAAGAGUGGCUGAUGGCACCAUCAUACAAGCUUAUAUACUUCAAUGCCCGGGGAAAAGCAGAACUUAUUCGGUUUAUUUUUGCAUAUGCAGGAGUUGACUAUGAAGAUGAACGUAUCAGUCAAGAUAAAUGGCCAGAACUGAAACGGAAGAUGCCAUUUGGAAUGUUACCUGUUCUGGAGAUAGAUGGGAAACUUGUAGGACAAUCCAAUUCCAUUGCCCGUUACCUAGCAAAGCAGUAUGGGCUAGCUGGCCGUGAUGAGUGGGAAAGCCUGCAGUGUGACAUGUUGGUUGAUACACUUACUGACCUUAAACAAGAGUUGUUUCAGUACAGGAUGGAACCAGAUCAGUUCAAGAAGGAAGAGAAGAAGGUAGUCCUCAUGAAGGAGAAGAUCCCAUUCUACCUCAGCAAGUUUGAAAAAGUGGUGACAGAGAACAGAGGGUUCUCAGUUGGAGGAGCAUUAACAUGGACAGAUUUUGUGUUUGCUGUAUCUUUGGAGAACUUUGAACUAAUAUUUGGAAAGGAGUCUUUAGACCGGUAUCCAUCUUUAAGAGCUCUGAAAGAAAAGGUGUUCAGUUUACCAAGCAUACAAGAAUGGCUACAGAAGAGACCAGCAACAGAUUUCUGAACAGCUCUCCUCUACAGGAUAUCGUGCAGCAUAUCUGAUGCCAUAUUCUGAUAUGGCAUUUCUCAAGCCAUGAAUCAGUAUACAGACUUGUUAAGCUGUUAGGGUCAUACUGUCACAGGAAGGAACUUUGUUAACAUUUUAAAUGCCUUGUUAUUUAGAUAAGGCCAGUCCUGGUGCAGUAUAGAUGUACACUUCUAACAGAAGUGACAUCAUUUUAAAAUUGUAAUAAAAUUAAUAGAAUUUAAAGUGUAUCUUACAUUUCAAAAUAAACAUGAUAAGAAAAUUUGUCAUAUCAAUAUUUAUGUCCAUAUGAAAGUGCAUUCAGUAUAGUGAUAACACCACAGUGAGGAGUGUUUUCAGUUCAUUGAAAAGUUACAAGUGGAGAUUUCUGAAACUUGGAAAAUGUAUCCAGAGAAUGUGUAUAAGUGCACUGGUAAACAAAUAUGCCCUGAUUUACAUGAUAGUUCCAUUGCUGGAAAACUCUAUGUAAUAGAAAGUCAUAUAAAUUGUAGCAUGAUUUUCUUUCUUCCAGACACUCAAUUUUAAAGAAGUAUGCUCAUAAGCAAACAUAUCUCAAUGGCAAACUUGGUAACUGCAGCACUCCUCUUGGUUAUUUGGAAGUGAAAUCACAUUACAGUAAAUAGACACAACCUUUAAACAUAUAAUUAUGACAUUUUAAUGACAUUAAAUGGUGGCUGGAAGUUGUGUCAUGAUCAAAGGCUUCCUAUAAUACUUGGAUAGAGACUGUAAUUUUUGAUGUUGAAAGAAUUGAUGUUUCUUCUUAUAACUUCACAGCUUCAUCUUUCUUCUACUCAAGUGAAAUGGAGUGAAGCGUGAAACUAAUUGGUGGAUUAUAUAGGUUCUGAUGAUUGUGUAUAACACUCAGAAUUACUCGGUUCUUGGACUUUGUCCAUCAUUUGGUAUUCUAAGAACUAUAAAACACAACAUUUCGGAGAAUGGAUCUAUUUCAAUUCUCAGGUGAGGAGGGCGACACCUACUCUGUUGGGUCCCUUAGAAAGAGCUAACCUCAGUGACUGGACUCUAGACUACCAAAUGAUGGACAAAGUUUAAAAACCCAGUAAUUCUGAAUAAUCUAACACUACACAUGCAGUGAUGUAAUGUGUAAGUAGAGGACAGCCAUGAAAAUGAUAAAAAUGGUUGUACAAAUUGCAUAUAGUUAAUAUUAUUCACAAUACAAGAAAAAUGUAGACCAAUCAAAAUAGGUUAAGCCUGCUAAACUAUAUAAUUCCAUUAUGCAAUAUUAAUUUGUCUUUCAUUUGAAAAUAAUAUAUAACUUAAUGUUAUAUAUGGAAGUUGAACGUCAAAACGAAAGAAGGGCAGAGGUACCGAUCGGAAGAGGAACAACUGAAGGAAAGAAAGUUUUGUUAGGCUGUUUGGGGAUGAACAACCUUUAGAAGGGAGAAAUGUAAGGUGUUUGGAGUAGAUACUUCAAUGGUAACGCAACAACACUGGGCCAUUGCGUAGGAAAUGCAGAAGCAACAAACAUGUUUCCUCAGAGAUGGAAGGUUCACUGCAUAUCAACGGCCACAGAUAUAUAAGGGGGUUAAUGCAUUCACCAAGGCAGUCUUAGUCGCCAUAGAAGACAGUUGAAGCCCAGCAUUUGCUGAGAUGUAGUUGAACAGCAAUUGAGACACUGGAUUGUACAAGAUUAAGAUUAAUUGUGAUAUGUAUAAUUGUAUAAGUGUAAAAGCAAAGGAGAGUAAAUGUUCGCUACAUCCCUGAAUGGUGUGAAGUUAAUUGUCGCGUGACAUACCCAACACGUGACAGUAUAUUUAAGUAUGGUACAGAAGUUUCAACUAGUAAAUCAUACCCACCAGUUUUGGUUCAUGUCCCAAUGAUUCACAAGGAAAUAUCAGAAGUUAUCUAAAGUUAAGGAGUUUGAAUCAAGAGCACAACAUUAUAAUCUGUGUAGCUGGAGAAAAUGUUGGUUUUUCAGGAGAGGCUGCCCACUGCCAGUCCCCACUUUUGACAUCCAGAAAUUCAUAAAUCAAAGCCUGAGACCCUCUGCAUUUUUUGCAAUUUCCUUCUUACUUCCCUCUCUUAAUUCCAGGGCAGCUCAAGUGUAAAGCAGUUUGGUUAUGAGUGGGACAACUUUCAUAUUUGGCUGGGGUAAGAGAUUUUUCUCUUCUCCACAGCCUCCAAACUAACUUUGGAGCCCAUCCAUCCUUUUAUGCAGUGGGUGUUGGGGUUUCUUUCCUCAGAAGAAAAGUGACCAAGGUUCAAAGCUAAUAAUUCAUCUCCAUCUAUGGCAAAGGGUAAGAAUGCAUGGAGCUAUACUCAACUCUUCCAUAUGUCUUCAUGGUAUGAUGCUUAAUUAAGCACAGGGAAUUUACUUUUGUGAAAAGACUGUUCAUAAACACAUUCACGAAAUGCGGGGUCAAACAACCCUUUGGUACCAGGUUUCAUGUCACCCAGUAUUAUCAUUGUGACAUCUGUAUUGUCUGUGGUGUUCUGAAUGUUUUCUCUAUCAAGAGAAACUUCACUUUUGUUUACAAUUUAUCUUACUUCAUUAUUCUAUAGAAAUUUCCGGGUAUGAUCUUCGAAAAUAAUUAUAAAAUUAAAUAACUAAUCACCCUUUUUUAUAUUCUACUGAUACUGUUACUAUUAGCAUUCUAGUCAACAGUACCAUACUUAGAACUGAAUGAUUCAUGGUUUGAGAAACAGCUCUGUUCUCAUAGCGUAUUACAAUUCACAGGAGAGAGAGGAUUUUUCAGAUAAACUGGUGUUUAUAUUGUAUUACUGAGAGAUAUUGCUAUUUAUUUACCAACAUCUCCAGAUAGCAACUGAAUAUAAGUAAAACCUUAGAAAAGGAAAGAAUAAGAAUAUUUUCUCUGAAACAUCAGCAUGUUAUUACAUUAUUCACUGGACAUUUGAUCAGAACUUGUUAGUGUUAUUUCUUAUCAGAAAUUUAGUAACUUAAGAGAAUCCUCAUGUUAACAGAGCAGUGCUGGUAGUUAUGAAUAACAAAACAUAGUAAUGAUAACGCUAAUAUAUAUUUCAAAUACAGAAUUCAAAAUAUAGUAUGUAAAUAAUUUCUAAAAAUAAAUAAAACUAUGGUUCUGGUGCUGAACAUGUAAGUGCAAAGACAAUCACAUUUGAUGAGAACAAACAGAUGCUGUACUGUUUAAAAUUACAAGUGUGAAUAAUUUUUAUGCUAUGAAAAUUGUAAUUGAAGCUAAACAUACUGUAUGGACAUCAUAUCAUCAGUUACCUCAACACGCAUAUAUGUUUGAAGACAUAUGUCCAAUUGUUUCUCUUGAACAGUAUUCAUAUUUGAGUGAAGAAUAUGUUUAUACAAUUUUGCCUGAAAAUGAAAGUGAAACAGAUUGAGCAUUUGGCACAUUUUGAAAGCAAUUCCUUUACAAUUGAGGCCAAUGCAAUAGUAUUUUAACAUUUCAUUGUUGGUAACUUUGUAAUAAAUUACAACAUUCUGUGUUGACUAUGAGAAUUAUAUUGGAUUAUUUUUAUUAAAAAAGAUGUCUGGAUCAUUGAAACAUUCAGUCAUCUGUGAUGGAGCAGGAAAAGUACAGUAUUGGUACUAGGAGCUUGAAACCCAGGGAUGGAUAAAAGUUAUUGAAGAAUUUGAAAUGCAUUCCUAUUUUCUUAGGAAUAAUGAUGCUCUAGUUGUGAUCAUCACUAUGAAGACGUGUAUCAUUGUGCCUGGACACAAUGCUCAUACCAGAGUGAACAGUAACCAAAGUAGUGUAGUGUAGAUCAAAUCUAUAGUAACAGCGUAUGAAAUAAUUAAAAGACCCAUGUUGCCACUAAAAUUAAAAAAAAAAAUGAAGUGGUACAGCACUGAGGCUGGCCUACCCUCCUACACACAAUAGAAAUUUCAGCUUAAAUUUAAUAAUUACUUUCAAUUAACCAACUCUUUUACCAUUAAUCAGUAAUCAUUCAUUAACUUCUAUAGUAAUCCAGUUCUAGUAAUGCGUUUUUCAUGACACAAAUGACAGUUAAUUUAUCAAAAUUAAGAAGAAUAACUGGAAUGCUCAGUCAGUUGAUCACAGUAGCCCUAAUAGAUAUUUUAUAUACCAAGGUCUGUAAAUUAAGUAAUACCACAAACACUGUUUGGUUAUUUCCAAUGGAAAAAUCUAUGAUUAACAGGACUAACCAUCUGUAUACUGAACGAUUUUUUUUUAAAUAUCUGUACAUUUCCAUGGAAACUUGUAACUUCCAUUGUUUGAAAACUGCAAAUGAAUUGUUUAAUUAUUAAAUUACUGCAGGAGAUAUUUCAUUUGACUGAUAAUGUCACACACUAAAGCUGGUUAGAGCAGACAGUUCAGUUUAAAGGAAUUUUAUCUCAUGUAGCGUGAGAAGGAUUAAUGACUGAAAGAAAUGAAAGCUAAUUGUGUCAUACCUUGUUUUUAAACAUUGUGAAAAUAUGUAUAUUUCGGUUAUAGUUCAAGACCUGUACCAGUCACAUUAUCCUGAAGUUGAACCUUUACCUUAAAUGUUUCUGAGAAGCAAAUAGUGUAUCCACUAAUCCUCGUCCUGCACUCCAUUUCAAGUCACAUUAUUUCGUUACUGAGCACUGCCAAAUAUCCAAACAUAUUUAUAGCAACCUUCCAUGUUAACAGAGCAAAGAUAGUUUCCAUAUCUGUUAGAACAAUCCCCAAAAUAGUGAUAGUAUAUGUUUGCAACAUGUUCUUAGAUGUGCCUUUGAAUAAAAAUGUUGAAUAUGUUCUAAAUUUGAAAUCAGUAGGGCCUAUAUGUGUAUAUCAUGUUAUAAAGAAAGUGUUACAUUUUAAGUUGCAGGGCUGGUUGAAGAGAAUUUUGGGCAUGUCAUAAAAUGAUUCAAAUGUUGGUGAGAUUUAAAAAAAAAUAUGUGAAUUAAUGCCUGA
This is a messenger RNA of Cryptotermes secundus, 5645 nucleotides long. RefSeq names its product glutathione S-transferase. The record is from RefSeq and is a predicted model, not a curated record. NCBI's taxonomy places the organism in Eukaryota, Metazoa, Arthropoda, Insecta, Blattodea, Kalotermitidae. The transcript has 5 exons. Bases 97 to 780 code for a protein of 227 amino acids. Gene Ontology annotation, biological process: glutathione metabolic process. Gene Ontology annotation, molecular function: glutathione transferase activity.